This is a messenger RNA of Dufourea novaeangliae, 984 nucleotides long. RefSeq names its product transmembrane protein 199. The coding region runs from base 61 to 729 and encodes 222 amino acids. Gene Ontology annotation, biological process: vacuolar proton-transporting V-type ATPase complex assembly. The transcript is spliced from 2 exons. NCBI's taxonomy places the organism in Eukaryota, Metazoa, Arthropoda, Insecta, Hymenoptera, Halictidae. The record is from RefSeq and is a predicted model, not a curated record. Gene Ontology annotation, cellular component: endomembrane system.
AAACUUACUGAUAAUGUUAUUUUACUAACAAUAGAACGUGUGUAAUUGAAAAAUAUAAAAAUGCCUAUUGAAUCGAUUGAAGACCCUUCUAUAAAAAUAAAGCCAAAUAAGAAAUUAACAGAAUUCGUUAUAAAAAAUGUUAAGAAAACAAGUGAUGCUCCUUGUGGUAUUGUUGCUUUAAAGAAAACAAGUAAAGACAAACAAAAAGAUUUGAAAUUGGAAUUGGAUGAUAUACGAUGGCUAAAUCAGUAUUUGGAAGAACACAGGAAAGCAAAACAAGAGAAUGUUUAUUUGCAUGACCUUCUGGAGGCAGCAGAUAUAGAAUUACCAACACCGAAGGUUACACCAAGGAACCCUGAAUUGGAAGCUAGAGUACAGAAAUUGAAAGCGCAACAAGAUGCCAGAGAAUAUCGAGCUAUGACCAAAAGUGUUGACUCUAUUAGACGAGAAUUACCAGAAGAUACUAUUGCUUAUCAAAUGAAACAAAUAAAUAAGCAACUUAUAGCUGUUGCCCAAUUUAUAUUUUCUGUAUUGGCAGGCUUUGCAUUUGGAUUUAUAGGUGUGGAGUUAAUAGUUGGGAAUUUAGAUUUUGGAUUUAGGCUGUUAUUGGGAGUAAUUUGUGCAUUAAUCAUAGCUCUGGCAGAAAUUUACUUCUUAGCUGUGAAAUUGAAUGAAGAUGGAUAUGAUUCUGUAUCAGUGUCAGCGUCUAAAAAGUUGCACCAAGAAUAAAAUUUUACAGAUUUUUGUUAUAAGUCUUUUCUAAAAUUUUUGAAAUUUUUUAUGUACAGUAUUGAAGUGCAACAAAAUAAUUUGUUAAUUGCCAAUGUAUAUUAUGUUGGUAAAAUGUAUUGUGGUACAGUUAAAGAGAAGCAGCUAUCACAAGAGUUAAUGCAUUUAUUUCAUUUUAAUGUUUGAGUAAAGUAACAAGGAGCUUCCUAUGUUAAUACAAUAUGAAAGAUAAAUAAAUUGUUUCCUUUAUACAAA